AUGAUUUUACAAAAUGACGCAGACGCAGACCCGGACACCAAGAUUGCCGCAGAAAAUGGAAAACUCUUGAAAGCAAAGCAACUGUUUGCACAUUGUAUCCGGUUUCUCAAAGAAGAGGCACUUGAGGGAAUUCGGGAACGUACUGGAGAUGAAGUUUAUGGAGCGGAGGAGAUUCAGUGGGUUCUGACUGUACCCGCCAUAUGGACUCUGAAAGCAAGGCAGUUUAUGCGGGAAGCAGCGUAUGAGGCUGGGCUUGGAUCAUGUAACAGUCCAGAGCAGUUGUUAAUUGCCGUCGAAUCUGAAGCUGCAGCAUUGUACUACACGGAUGCUGAAGAUCUAGAGAGGCUUCGUGGUGCACAUUAUAUUGUUGUCAACAUAGGAGGGGGCACUUUUGAUGUGACGGUACAUGAAAAGCAAGAUGAUGCUACCAUAAAUGUACUAUACAAAGGCACAGGGGACCCUAUGGGGGCAUUAAAGUGAAUCAAGAGUUUAAAAGCCUUUUGGACAAAAUAUUUGGUGUGCAGAAACUCAAUAAAUAUCGCGAACAGUAUCCUUCCGAUUGGACAAGCUUGAUGAACGAUUUUGAAAUAAAG
This is a messenger RNA of Stylophora pistillata, 593 nucleotides long. Its product is annotated as heat shock 70 kDa protein 12A. The record is from RefSeq and is a predicted model, not a curated record. Gene Ontology annotation, molecular function: ATP binding; ATP-dependent protein folding chaperone. Lineage: Eukaryota; Metazoa; Cnidaria; Anthozoa; Scleractinia; Pocilloporidae.